AUGUUUAUAAGCCACCUAAGGCCAAAGAGGAAUGCUGCACCAGAACUCUGCGACACCCUUCCUUUGCCGGUUUGUGAUUCAGGACAGCAGGAAAAUCUUCUCAUUGAAGCCAUCUUCACCGGAUACUCAGUGGAAGUGGUCGAUCCUCAGUCCAUUAAAAAACUAUGCCUGAAUGGAGGCUUUGGUCAAGGGCUUUCACUCGCCGGUAACGAUCCCGGUGGGAGCAGCAACGAACCAUUGAGCCUCUUUUUGGAAGAAGCAUUCUUUUUGAUGCACAAGUUGAAUAUUUUGAAAUUAAGGACGAUAUACGACAAACCGCUGAGUGUAGCAGAGGCCUUUGAAAGAUUCCGUCAAGUGAAAAAGGACUUUGUGGCCGGUUACUGUGGCUACUUAUACCUGAGAGCUAAGAACUGGGUGGUUAAAAGUGGAAUUAAGUUUGGCGGUGAUUUUGUAAUUUAUGUAAAAGGGCCUCAAUUCUACCACGCGUCGUAUAUCGUACUGAUUCGGGAAAUGUUAUGUGGUAAACCACACAGCAAUGCGUACACCGUUGAUGCGUUGGACUUCCAAGGAUUCAAUCGCGUAGCGGAGACGACGGCAAAGGACAUACUGUUUCUGGAAGUGCAUUACCCAGACUCGUUCGAUCUCGCAAACGAUGCCGAGUGUUUGGAGCGGCUUCAGGACAUACGGGUCGGAGAAACGUUUACAAAGCACCACAACUACAUCGCUGGCCGGAAUCAGCCAUUGUAGACUCUUAUAUGUCUGAUCGAUAUUCGAUUUUAUAUGAAAAAGGUUUCAGAUACAGUUUCUUUUCAAUAACAGUUCAGUUCAAUAACGAGAUUGUAUUUGAU
Molecule: messenger RNA, 848 nt
Organism: Anopheles bellator
Lineage: Eukaryota; Metazoa; Arthropoda; Insecta; Diptera; Culicidae
Gene: Tsen2
Product: tRNA-splicing endonuclease subunit Sen2
Exons: 3
Coding region: 1-747 (248 amino acids)
Biological process (GO): tRNA splicing, via endonucleolytic cleavage and ligation; tRNA-type intron splice site recognition and cleavage
Cellular component (GO): tRNA-intron endonuclease complex
Molecular function (GO): tRNA-intron lyase activity; nucleic acid binding
Source: RefSeq, a predicted model, not a curated record